Messenger RNA from Oncorhynchus kisutch (coho salmon), 11429 nucleotides. Its product is annotated as golgin subfamily B member 1-like. NCBI's taxonomy places the organism in Eukaryota, Metazoa, Chordata, Actinopteri, Salmoniformes, Salmonidae. The record is from RefSeq and is a predicted model, not a curated record. The transcript has 8 exons. Gene Ontology annotation, cellular component: Golgi apparatus. Bases 101 to 8140 code for a protein of 2679 amino acids.
CAAAGGUGAAGAAAUCACCGGAUUGAAAUCAGACAUUCAAAAGAUAGGGCAAACUCUUCAGGACUCUGAGAAGGAGUGGCUAUCGGUCCUGGAUAGAGAGAUGCAGGAUAAAUAUCUCAUUGCGGAGCAGUUGAAAAGUGUUGAAAAUGAAAUUAGGUCAAAAGAUUUUAAAGUUCAAGCAUUGAAACAAGACCUAGAUAGUUUGCAUGAAAAGUUGGCAGAGGCAGCAACAGCAAUUAGACAGGGUUCAGAUCUGCUUAAAGCGAAAGAGGUAGAGGCAUCCACAUCCAGGGUUCAGACUGAAAACAUCUUAGUAUCUGUUAAGGAAAAAGACAAGCAUAAUAUUGAAUUGAGGCAGGCUCUUCAAGAUAUGGAAAGUGAGUUAAGACAAUUAGAGGUCAGCAAAGAGUGUUCUGACAAAGAUUUGUCUGUAUUGUCACUAACCAUGUCUGAUAGAUUAGUUGCUUUAGAGGAGGAAAAUGUCUCCCUACAAACUAUGCUCAAACAGUUGAGAGAAAGACAUCAGUGUGAGGUAGAUUCUUUGAGGGGUGAAUUAAAUGAAGUUUCGGAAUUGUUGAAACGGACAGAGUCUACCCUUAACGAUAAAGAAAUGGGCUAUCAAAGUAAGAAUCAACAGAAUGUUUUAUUUCAAGAAAAUAUACAGCACCUUCAUGCACAGCUCCAAACUGAGACUGAACAUCUGAGAGAGGCAGGUAUUAAACAGACAGCUCUACUUAGUGACAUCCAAACGAAAGAUGAGCAGGUCAGCUGCAUGACCAUCCAAAUAAGUCACCAGAAGGAAUUGCUAGCAGGUCUCAGUCAACAGUUGAGGGAGAAAGAUGCUUCAGUAGCACAGGUAAUUGAAUCCGCCUCAAACGAAAGAAUGAAAUACGCAGAGGAAAAUAGUAAUUUCCUCUCGCAGCUGGAAAGCUUGGAAAAUGCACAAAGUAGCUCUAUGACACAGCUUGAACAUAUGUUCUUGCAACUAGAAGAGAGCAAAGCUCAUCUGUCACGCUCUCAAAGUGAACUUGAGACCAAGGAUUUGCAGAAUGUAGAUUUGGUUAAAGAAAAGGAUCAUCUCAACACUCAGCUCACUAAGUUAACCAAAGAAAAAGAGGUAAUGAAAAAGAAGCUCCAAGCUGCUCUGGUUGUAAGGAAAGAACUAUUGAAGAAGCUAGAGGAGCAUGAACAUCAAAUAGAGCAGAAUGUGAAUAAAGGAAUUGAGAUUUCAGGCUUACAGGAUAGGUUGCAAGAACUCACUUUACAAGCUCAAGCUACUACAAAAGAGCAUGAAGACAAUGUUGCAGAUAUUAAACGGCAAGUUAAUCAGAAAGAGGGUGAACUCCUAGAACUGGCCAAGGUCUUAACAGUGCGAGACAGUCUUGUAGAACAUUUUGAAAUAAAUAUGCAAACUUUGCAAGCGAAACUAGAUGAACAAGAAGCAAGUUUGACAACCGCUCUGCAUAAUCUCAAUGAAAAGAGCAUCAUCAUUGAUCAACUUAAUUCCAUAAUCUCUGAGAAAGACGAGGCUUUUGAACAGGAGAGAAGUGGUAUGAUGCUGAGGUUAGAGAAGCUUCAAGAGGAUAUGAGAAAGAGCGAGGAGAGUUUGAAGGAGGACAUGUCAAGCUCCAGUGCGACAGCUGUUGACAUUGAAAACGAGUUAACAAAGGUGAAGCAAGAAAAGGCAAUGAUGCAGAAAAAGGCUCAAGCUGCUUUACUGGCACGAAAAGAGACUAUAAAGAAGUCUCAAGAAAGUGAGAAAAAGUACACCCAAGAGCUUUCAGAAUUAAAAGAUGAUUAUAAAGCACUCCUGGAACAACACUGUCAGCAGACCAAUGACCUUAAUGCUGUCCAGUUAAGUUACGACCAGAAGGUCAAGAAAUUUGAAGAAAUCAGUCAGGCCUCAGUCUCUCAGCUAGGUGAAUUGGAGACCCUAAGACUGCUUGUACAGGAACGGGAUAAAACUCUUCAAGACCUCAACAUAUCCCUAUCAGACAGGGAGAGUCAAGUCCAUGCCUCCUCAUCAUAUCAAGCAGAGCUAGAAACCCUUCACUUCAAACUGGAAAGCAUGUCCUCUGAGUUGGCAAAUAAGGACAAGGUUCUCAUAGCACUGGAACAGAAGUCCAAAGCAUUAUCUGAGCGAAUGAGCUGCACAGAAAGUCAACUUGAAAAAGCCCAUGCAGAGAUAAAGGAGAAGAUGGAAGAGCUCGCAAGACAGCAACAAGCAGUGGAGAUGGCCGAGCAGCAGCACCAGCAGGAAAAACAAACUAUGGUAGAUGACCACCUGGUGCUGCAGAACCAGUUGGGCCCAUUACAAGCCACAGUGGAGGAGCUAAAACACACAUUAGAAGCACUUGUUGGUGAGAAAGAAUCCCAGUCGCACAAAUGUAUAAGUGAAAGCAAAGAACUAAUAGAGGACAGGGAUCGAAUGAAAGGAGAGCUGGAGAAUGCACUCACUACCAUCGCCCAGCAAUCGUCUGAACUUCAAAUCCUCCAAAACACUUGGGCUGAAACUCAACAGCAACUCGGUGAAGAAAAGGAACAGCUUAAAGUGGAGCUUGAAAAAGCACAGUCCCAUUCUGCAGAGUCCCAGGCUGAAAUGGAAAGUCUUAAGCUGCACAUGGAAUCACUACAGCAGGAAAAAGAAAGCGCCUUCAUGGUCAUAGAACAAUUAAACUGUGAAGUUGCCAUGCUGGAUGCUCAGCUAAAGGAAGCUGGAAAAGUACAUGAGGAGCUUCUUCAAAAGAUACCUGGUUUGCAGGAUAAGUCCUCUGAACAGAUUGGGGUAAUUGGGAAGGAGGUCCAGUAUCUUAAGAUAUCCCCCGAAGAACAUGAGAUGAGUCUCAAGGAAAGAGAUGAUGCCCUGGUGAUUUCUCAGUCUCUGGCCACGGAAAAGGAAGAGCUUAUUGCUGCCUUGGAACAGCAACUGCAGCGGCAGAUUCACCUUCACGAAGUUGCCAUGGAAAAGAUGAGGACUGAAGUUGAUGAGCUUCAGCAGAGGUCUCAAGAAGAUGCCAGCAAAACAAAGGAUCAGGGCAACCAAAGCAAAACAGCACUUCUCACCAGGAAGCUUCAAGCAGCCUUAGUUUCCAGGAAAGAAAUCUUGAAAGAUAAUAGUUCUCUGAAGGAACAAAUGCGUAUACUCUCAGCUAAAAAUGAAGAAAUUGGGGCAUCAUCCACUGUACUGGAAAUGUCUGUUGCAAAGUUGAAACAACAAAAAGAGGACCUGGAUAGUUCGGUAUCAUCCCUGAGCAGGGAGAAAGAGAAGCUCAUUGCCGAGGUUGAUCGCAUCCUCAAUGAUAAUCACAAUUUAUCUGCAGCCUGUGAAAGCCUCAAACUCACCAUAGAAAAUAUCACCCAACAGAAACAGGCAUUUUCGUGUCAGCUUGAGUCCCUGAAAGACUCGCAGACGGAUGAGUUGUCGGAGUGGAAAUCUAAGCACACAGAGCUGAAACAGGAGUAUGAGUCACUUUUACAAGCGUACGAGAAUGUCAGUAGCGAAAUGGACAAGAUGAGACAACUAUUGGAGGGGGCAAGAAGAGAGAGACAAGAAGCGCUCGUUAAAGCACACAAAUCUGAAGCUGAGAGGGAGAAUCUGGAGAAACAAGUUGGGGAGAUGGAGGAUGAAAAUGAGAAAAUUAAAGAGAAGAUGAGAAAGUUUACUAAGGCGAAGCAGCUGAAAAUGGAAGAGCUGGAGGAGGAGAAUAAACAAAUCAGAAUAGACUUGCUAGAGUUUGAUGAAAAGCAGAAAGCCACAGUUGAAGAGUUGACUAUUAAAAACAACCACUUGGAAGCAGAGAUCCACAGCCUUGUAGAGUCCUCAGAAGCACUCAGAAGGAAGCUAACAGAGAUUCAGCUCAACAAUGGCAGUCUGGCAGAGGCACUCAAAGAAGCAACCUGUUCAUUAGAAAAGUGGCCCACCGAAUCAAAAGCAUGUGAGCAAAACAUGCAGCUUAAACUAGAUGAUGCACUCAUUUUGAAUAAUUCACUGACUGCCCAGAUUGAGUCACAGAAGACAGAACUCGCUUCCCAACAGGAAAUCAAUACAUUAAUGCAAAAGGGGAAAGAAACUCUCUCUGAAAGAAUUAAACAAAUGCAGAAUACGCAUGAAAAGGAAUUGGGAGAAAAAGACGAUGCAAUCUCAGAGCUCCAAGAAAUGAUCAACAGACACAGCCAAGAGACCACCAGCCUAAAUGAGAAGGUCAGGAUCUUGGAGGACGACAAGUCUAUAUUACAAGAGGAGCUUGAAAAUGUCCAAGAGAUCUCGGACAAAGUAAAAAAUGAGAAUGAAUAUUUGGAGAUAGUGAUCCUCAAAAACGCUGAAAGAAUUGAUGAACUGACAGAGACAGUCAAUGUUCUCCAAGCCCAGAACACACAGCUCUCCUCUCAAUUGACUGAGAGCAAAGAGAAGGCUACUCAGGUUUGCCAGGAGAAGGAGGAACAGCAGCUGAAGUUGGUUAAGGAGUUUGAGGAGAAACUCAAAAUGUUCCAGAGAGGCAAUGAGGGCUCCAGAAAUAUAAAGAAGGAGCUACAGGAACUGCUGAAAGAAAAGCAUCAUGAAAUCAAUCAUUUGCAACAUGACUCCAUCAAAUACCAGGAGCUGAUCUUAGACCUAGAAAGGUCUCUGAAGGAUUCAGAGUCAGCGCAUGAACAGGUGGAGAAGGAGCUGAGGGAAAUGACAGAGAGGAUAUCUUGUCUAGAAGAAGGGAGGAAGCAUCUUGAAGCUGAGCUUACCACACACAAGAACCUUCUCAAUGAGGCAAAGAAAGAUUUGACAAACAUUAGCUCUGAAAAAGACCAAUUGGUUGAGGUAGUAUCAGAAAAGAACAAUCAAUCAGAAUGUCAGGUCAUGGAGAGAACUAAAGCACUACAGCAUGUAGCUGAGCAGCAAAAGAGUAUUUUCAUGGAGAGGGAGGUAAUUUUACAGCAACAUAUAGAGGAACUUCUGGGUUCCAAGGAGAAGGAGAGUCAGGUAGUUUUAGAAUUGAAGAGGAAAAUAGAUUCUCAAGAUUUACAGAUGAAUACUCUGAAGAGAGAGGCUGACACUAAUUUGGCUAAGUUAGCAGCCCUGUCCUCUAGUCCUCAGGGUACCGAUGCUGUGAAACAGUGGAAUGAUAUGUUCCUAAAUACCUUGCAUGAGAAGGACAGCCAGCUUCUAGAACAGGGCUUUGUCAUAACGAGAUUCCUUGAAGACAUUCGAGUGAAGGAGAAGGAGAUGACUGAACUGCAGGUAACCAAGUCGAGGCUCGAAAGGACACUUGGUGAUUACACAGUAGCUGCCACAGCUCAGCAGAGGCAGUUGUUUAUAAUGGGUGCCAGCAAUAGAGAGCUUAACGAAACCGUGGAGCUCCUGAAUCAACAGUUGCAGGAACUGAGUGACCAGGUUGAGAGAUUAGAACAGGAUAGGAGUGCACUCAACAGACAUCUCACUGGCAGUGUAGAUUCCACAUCUAAAAUGGAGUUUGAUCUCCAGCAGCUGGAAAAUACACUCUUAGACACAGAGUCCCAGCUACUCCUCUCGCAGUCUCACAGUGACAUGCUUCAGGUUGAUUCUGAGAAACAGGAGGCCAUUUCACUGCACCUGAAGUCACUCCUGCAGAACAAAGAUGCAGAAAUCUCCUCUCUGCUGUCCUCCAGAGAUGGACAGAUGUCUGGGUAUCUAGAACAGCUGCAAGCCAAUCACCGUGCCCAGGUUGAAGGCUACGAGGACAGAAUAACUGCCUUGUACUAUGAAAGGGAGAAAGCUGACAAGGAGUUCAGAAGGCUGGAGAACAAAGUCAAAUCCCUUCAAAUGAAAGUUGACAAGUCCAUUCAGGAAAAGGAAAAAAUGGCUGCUCAGAUGGAAACAUUCAGGAACUCCAUGGUCUCCUUGCAGACAGAGAGAGAGCGUUUGAUGUCAGAAUAUAGGAUGUCUGAGGCAAGGAAUCAGACUGUAAUGCAAGGCAAGGAGGGGUCGGCUGAAGGAGACCUCAGUGCAACCAAGGGCCUUAAACACGAGAUUAGGACUCUCCUUCAUCAGAUGGAUGAUCUGAACUCUGAGAAUGCCAUGCUCAGGGCACAGCUGAUCAGAUAUAGAGAAGACUUGAAUCAGGUCCUCUUCUUGAAGGACAGCCAGUUGAAAGAGUUGCUCAGGAAGCAGCAAGAUGCCAUCAAAAACCUGGAAAACCAAAAAGCCACAGCUGAAAAGCAGAACCGGAAGACCCUUCUGGAACUCGAGAGGGAAGGAGAGGCAAGCGAUGCCUUAAAAGCUGCGAAUUCCAAACUUCAAACACAGGUCACUGAUCUGGAAGCUAACAUAUUGGCCAUGAAUAAGGGAAUGCAAGAAACGAAUAAAGGCAAAGUGAUUGCCGACUUGCAGCAUGCCGUGGCGGCUAAAGCUGCGGAAUGUAACGACCUCCAGCAAAAACUGUUUGCACAGAAAGUGGCAGCGGAUGACUGGAAAGGCAGCCUGCAGCUCCUGGAGCGUGAGACUGAGAAGAAACUGGGAGAGGCAGAGGACAAGUACAACAGUGAGCUCGAUGCCUUUGAACAAGAAGUCGAACUGAUGAGAAACGAGAAGGAGACCGCUGACCAGAGGGUUGCUGAGCUGGCCAGGGACCUGAUGCAAGCUGAGAAGCUGCUGUCCGAUUCUAGAGUCCAAAGCACGGACCUGAAGUCCCAGAACGAGUCUCUGGGUAAAGCCAUGGCCACCUUGCAGAAUGACCGCGACCAGCUCAUCGAGGACUUCAAGAUCCUCCGGAACCGAUAUGACAAGGAGCUCCGAGAGACCCAGGGGGCCAUGACCAAGGUGGAGAGACAUCUAGGCGACACAACCUCGGAGCUGGCCACCUUGGCGAAAGAGAGACACAUACUGGUACAGAAACUCUCUGCUCUAGAGAGCAAAGAUGUUCCCUCCCAGCUCACUUCACUGGUAGACGAGCUGUCUGUGGCCUUGUCAGUGAAGGAAGGGCAGCUCCAACGGGUUUCCAUGGAAAACGACACGUAUAGCAGUAAGGUAUCGGCUUUCUCUAGGUCCAUGGCCAGCCUCCAAGAUGACCGAGACCGGCUGAUGGAGGAGCUGGCUGGGGCAAAGAGGGCAUUCGAGUCCAGGCAAGGAUUAGGUCCAGAGGUAGUAGACAUCGCCAACACAGGGGAGUCAAAUAGCCAUAGAAGCAGUGGUAUUCAGGCCCUUCAGACUGGGAGAGAUGGGCUGGAGACGAGACAGAGGGUGGAUGAGCUGCAGAGCGCCUUGCAGCAGGCACAGGCCUUCAAACUGCAGACUGAAACAGAAGUCAGCGGGUACCAGGCAGAGCUGGCUGAACUGAGGUCAGAGAGUAGCAGGCUGCAGGCUGAGUGCCAGCGUCUGGCUGGGGAGAGGAAGGAGACCAUGGCCCUGGUGGGGAAGGAUGUGUCUGAUGACCCGUCACUGACCCAGCUCCAGGCGGAGAGAACUCAGCUGCAGAGUCACCUGCAGCGCUGCCUCUAUGAGAUCCAGCAGAGAGAUCUGCACUGCCAGCAGCUCAACGCCAAGCUGCAGCAGGUGGUGGAGGAGAAAGGGGGUGUGUCGGCCCAGCUGAGGGCAGUGUCUCAGACGCUGAGAGACACCCAGAACCGCUGCUAUUGGCUGGAGAACCAGGCCCUGCCUAACCAGCACCACCAGGGCCUUGCAAAGCAGGGGGCGGUGUCUGUAGAAGUGGCUCCGGGAGCUCCCCAGGAGAGGAGCAGUGCUGUGGUAGACAUGGAAGCACUGGAGGCCGGCGAGCUCAGGACCAGGCUGGUGGAGGUGGAGCAGAGUGUGGUUCAGCUAAGUGAGAGUCUGGCUGAAGAGAGGACCAGGAGGGAAGCAGCCGAGGAAGCUCUGGGACUGGCUGAGGACAGAGCCAAGAGCGUUGACUCCAGUCCAUCCAGGACGACCCAGAGAGACUUCAGCAUCCAGCUGGAUACAGAGGAGGAGUGGGAGGCCCUCAUCCUCAACCCCAACGAACCCCUGGUCACACGCAAGGUGAAAGGCGGGAUGCUGGCCUGCAGGCGCUGGCUUCGGGGGCGGAGCCUGUACUGCUCCAAGCUGCUGACAUCACGGGCCCGCUCGCGCUACCUCUUCCUUGGCUACCUGCUGAUUCUGCACGUGGCUGUCCUCAUGUGCCUCACCGGCGCCCUCUAGUGCUGUGGGGUGAAAACAAUCACAAAUUGCAGAUAGAAAUAUAAUUUAUAGAGCAGACUGAGGCACGUUUCCUCCAUGACAAAGACAGUUUGUUCUGCGCAAUGUUUUUCUAUGUAGUUCACUUGACGCUGGGGGUGUUAACAUUGCAGAUACAAAUGUCAUGUGUAGACAAGACACCAUGGCCCGUUUCCUCCACGACAAAGAGGAAUGUCUGUUCUACUCCAUUUCGAGGUAGUUAACCAUGUCUUUUUCCCCUGGAAUGUUAUUCCACCUUUCAGAAUAAGCUGCAGGUUUUUGUCUAGUAUCCAGAGUUUUCAUAAGAGUGAGGGCUUUUGGGGUGUGUCUCAAGUCUUGUGGCUUCUUCGCCUCGCCUCCUACCCUUGGUUCUCACUGGUCUGAAAAGAAAAUGGACAGCUGAAAGUGGGUCCUUUGGUUAGAUCCUACCUUCUUGUUUUCACCCAUUUUUUUGUCAGAUCAGUACAGAUGGAGGCGAGAGGAAGAAGACUGUUAUUGACUAUUAAGACUCAGCUUUUGGAGUGUCUCAGGAGAAAGUGCCGUUUCGAUCCUGUCGAUCCAUGUGUUAAAGCCUGAGACGGAACAGAAAGCCAUAUCCACAUCUAUAUGAACGCUAGCCUAAGACGUGCGUACGUACGUGUGUGUGUGUGUGUGUGUGUGUUUGAAACACAUUUGUGUGCGCAGGUGUGUGUGUUCAUUUGCACGUGUACAAGAAAUAAACACUAGUCCACUGUAACCUCAUUUAGAUUCACCUUGGAGAACAAAGACUGGUGUAAGUCUAAGAUGAUUCAUCAACAACAUGAUGGAACUGCCCCACUCAGACUGAUGCUGAUGUCUGGCAAGACACAGAUACGGUAUUUCAGGAGAGAAGGGUGGGAAAAGCCAAUAGUACUAUUUCUGCAAAGAUGCCUAUGUAAUUGCACUGCUGCUCAACCCUUCUCCCCAAUACCAAACCCACUGUGUGCUCAACCUGGCACUACCAGGCCAUGGCAUAAUGUUCCCUUUGGCACCCCCUGGUGUCUCCUGGGUAAUAACUGUCUCAUGGUGGCCUUGGCACAAUUCUAAGGUCUAUUCUAUAGCUGCUGCAUUCAAAGCUAUGCACUAAAAAUCAGGGGGUGUUUUUUUCCCUUCUCUCCUUCAGCAAAGAUAUUCAACAUAAUGUAGGGCCAGGAGUUUUAUCUGACCACGUGUCCUGAUAAGGAAAUACUGAUCUGGACCCUAGUAAUAGGAUCUAACUGGCCCCUAGUAAUAGGAUCUAACUGGACCCUAGUAAUAGGAUCUAACUGGACCCUAGUAAUAGGAUCUAACUGGACCCUAGUAAUAGGAUCUAUCUGCACCCUAGUAAUAGGAUCUAUCUGCACCCUAGUAAUAGGAUCUAACUGGCCCCUAGUAAUAGGAUCUAACUGGAACCUAGUAAUAGGAUCUAUCUGCACCCUAGUAAUAGGAUCUAACUGGCCCCUAGUAAUAUGAUCUAACUGGCCCCUAGUAAUAGGAUCUAACUGGAACCUAGUAAUAGGAUCUAUCUGCACCCUAGUAAUAGGAUCUAACUGGCCCCUAGUAAUAUGAUCUAACUGGCCCCUAGUAAUAGGAUCUAACUGGCCCCUAGUAAUAGGAUCUAACUGGCCCCUAGUAAUAGGAUCUAACUGGACCCUAGUAAUAGGAUCUAACUGGCCCCUAGUAAUAGGAUCUAACUGGCCCCUAGUAAUAGGAUCUAACUGGCCCCUAGUAAUAGGAUCUAACUGGCCCCUAGUAAUAGGAUCUAACUGGCCCCUAGUAAUAGGAUCUAACUGGCCCCUAGUAAUAGGAUCUACUGGACCUUAGUAAUUGGAUCUAUCUGGAACCUAAAGGUUUUACCUUGUCAGAUCACAUGGUCUGAAGAAUAUCUUCCUACCUGUUUGUGAGCAUGUACCCUGGUAAGUGUGUAAGUAAGAUGUUGUAUUUAAGGGUGGAGUGUAAAAGGGUGCGAGUGUGCACCCUUGAAAGUCUACUGUGUGUAUUUAUGUAUCUGUAUUUGUUGCUCUGUGCCCCCCAAUGCUCUGUUGUUCACUGUACAUUUCUACUUCAUCUGUUGAUUGAUUACAUGCUGAUUUAAUCACUUGAUUGAUAGUGCAGGGUGGCAAUUCACAAAGCAGGAGACAAUAUGUCAGCCAUCUUGCUUUGAGACAAUUUGGGAUAUAAUUCGUAUUUCUCUGGUUCAUAUCUCAUCUGUUUCAAGUUUAGCAUGGGAAGUACUGAGAGAAUGUCAUACUUAUAACAAGUGUGUUUUACCUCUCUGCACUAGGAAAUAUGAAGCCUGACUGACAAGCUGUUUGUUUGUGCCAUCAUGCCAACUCUUUCUCACUCAUUGUUAUACCAAACACGUUUGGCUUGACAAUGAGCAAUGGAGUUGGCCAGAACACAAACCGAUUUGGGACCAGGAUAGGAAAUCUGGUGUUUCAGAAUAUUUACGGUAGUUAGCCAGCUGAGCUAAAAACAUUGCUCCUGCUUUGUGGGAUACCACCAUAGAGAAUGAUAGAGGCCUCUAGUGGCCAAAAGGCUGUAUUAGCAUGGGCAGCGCCACUGAGGGCUUCCACCAAUUUUAAUGUAGUCAACUGGGUUGGACUUCCAACUUCAUUGGCUGAUCCCUCCUGGUAACCCUGUUGGAGUCAUGUCCAACCGGGUCAUUAGGAGGGAUCAGCUAAUCGUGAAGAAGAAGAUUGACUACUUCAAUGACACUGCCCAUGCUGUCAGACGCUGUAAUGGCACAGAUACAAAGAUAAUGGAUACCACCCUGUUCUAACGUUGGUGUUGUGGUGCCGUGGUCCUGAUGGCCUGUAGAUGAGUCCUCUAUCUAUCUCUAUGGAUACCACCCUGUUCUAACGUUGGUGUUAUGGUACCGUGGUCCUGAUGGUCUGUAUAGAUGAGUCCUCUAUCUAUCUCUAUGGAUACCACCCUGUUCUAACGUUGGUGUUGUGGUACCGUGGUCCUGAUGGUCUGUAUAGAUGAGUCCUCUAUCUAUCUCUAUGGAUACCACCCUGUUCUAACGUUGGUGUUGUGGUCCUGAUGGUCUGUAUAGAUGGUGUGAUUGAGGAAAGGAUGACAAAAUACAUCUAUUUAUAAGAGGAAAUGCUACUGAGUGAAACCGAAAUGUCAUAUUUUCUAAAUAGGCUCUAUUUUUUUGAAGUGAAAUCGUUUGGACAGCAAUACUAUCCUAUCCAGGCAUGAAUGGGUUCAAUACCUUGAGGUUGACUUUCACGAAGAAAGGAAUUUUAAUAAAUCUGUUUGAAAAAUACAA